Molecule: messenger RNA, 3754 nt
Organism: Pogonomyrmex barbatus (red harvester ant)
Lineage: Eukaryota; Metazoa; Arthropoda; Insecta; Hymenoptera; Formicidae
Cellular component (GO): membrane
Source: RefSeq, a predicted model, not a curated record
UGAAAUUUCUAAAAAUUGUAAAUAUAUUCAAAUUAUCUAGAUAUUAAUAACUGUCAAAUCAUUUGUCAUUAAUUACAUAGUUUAAUAGAAAAAAACCUGCAAAAAAGGCGAUAAUGUCCUGUAGUUUUAUUUUUAAUAUUGAUUAAUUUUGCGGUCAAAUGUUUUUUCAAGAAGUCUUCGAAAUUUAUCUUUGUUUUAUCUCGUGUUCUGAAUCGUUAGUAAGACACUAACGUUUGCCUUCUUCCGCAAGGUCUAUCAAUCUACGAGUUAUGCAAUUAACGAGUUAAACAAUAAUGGUCCUUGCUCUCAACAUCGGUAACAACUAGCAAUUUCGUGUUGAUUACGAUAUUCCAUCUCGUACUUGUGGCAUGAAUGAAAUAUUGCAAAAAUGCUAUCUAAUCUCCUCUCUGUACUAACCUGCACUGCAACCAUACUUGAAAAAAAUAUUGGUCAGUUACAUAAUCCAUUGUAUUUGAACGAGAUGUACGUUUGCUUUCACACACCGAAUGUUAAGAUUUUAAACAUAUAUCUUUUUUUACAAUGAGUCAACCAGUCAAUAGAUCAUAAAAAUGGAAAUCCCCUGAUAAAGAUUUUGUACAUUCAAAUGUGCAAUUAAUCAAUCAAUACAUACAAUAUAUUUUACGUUUAUUUAUUUCAACAAACGGAAGUUAAUACUGAUGUAUGUAUGUCACGAGGUAGAAUGUAUUGUAAAACCGUUAUGUAAAAGACGUGGCAUUCGUAUUGAUGGUAUUUUAUCUCGCGAUGACUGCAUACAUUUCAGUAAUAGUAAUGAGAUAAUUGACCUUCCCUUUCCAUUCAAAAUUAAAUUAAUUAUAAAAGCUUUAUUUUAUUAUGAAUUAAAUAGAAAUUAUUGUAAAAUCGUUGCAAAUUACGAUAAGAAUUAUCAGAAAAAAAUCUAUUCGAAGGUAGAUGUAAAGAAUGAAACAAUGAUGUACGGCGGAAACAUGCACAAUACAGAUUAAAUAUCUCACGUUCAAUUAACUUGGAAGUCAAUUUGAUUCAAAUCCGGACGCACAAAAUAUAUCAAGAUGAUGAUGUUCAAAAGCUUCUGUAAAAGGAUCAGUGAGGACUUUUGGCAGAAAGAGCUAAUGCCAUUGAAAAUAAUAUUUUUCGUCCAAGCUUCCACCCUUUACGUAUUGUAUCCGUAUCUGACUAUACAUAUGAGAGAAUUGGGUAUAAACGUAGAGGAAACUGCGAUAAUGAGUGCCAUCACUCCUGUCGUAGCCAUGGUAAUGCCGCCGCUUGCGGGUAUGUUAGCUGAUCGAAUAGGAAAUUUCAGGAUUUUGCUGUCAGUAUUUUCCGCAUUUGGAGGCCUAGCAGCGUUAUUAUUACUAUUAGUACCAAUCGGCAGAGUCACGAUACAUUUUCCUGAGAGAAUAAUUAUGGAUCUCGAUUGUCAAGGAAAUGGUUCGCUAUUACACACAAUGAGUCAGACUCAAGUGUGUGAGACAAAAUUAGACUCGACAAUUAAUAUGAAAAUAGAAAGUUGUGGAUUCGUGUGUCAUAUAGAAACAAGCAACAGGACGGAUCAAAACCUGAUCCUAAAAUCGAGGCUUUAUACAGUUCGACAUCUCAAUUUUCAAACUGGCGUUAAUUCUUCAUACAAAUAUAUUGUUGCGCAGAGCGACUUGUCAACGAUUAUUGAUGAGCAAAAAGAUAUGAGGGAACAUCGACAAUUAAAAAAUAAUGAAUUUUUUCAAACCUCCAUCCGAAAAGUUUCGAAGAAUUACUACUUUUUUCCAACGGAUCAAUUAUCUUCAUUUUCAUGUACCCCGUCGAGACACGAAGACAUUGAUAAUUUUACUACCGAAAUAUCGCAUAAAAUGUACAAAAAUCAUACCUUAUGUACUUUUAAUAGUUUAAUCAAAUCAAAGGACGAUAUGAACCGGACAAUAAAUUAUCAUUUAUAUAAAUCGAAAAUAAAAAGUUUGGAACCAGAUGAAGAAGAUUUACAAGAAGAGCGACGAAGAUAUUUGACGGAGGAGAUAUCCUGGGCAGGGGAGGAUUUUCAAAAACCUAUGUGUGAUAAUCCAGAUUCCGCAAACAAUCAAGUCAUGAUAGAUGUGCGGCUCUAUGAUCACGAAGCGGGUCUGGAAGCAACCGAGCGAGUCUUGAGCGUAAAUGAAUGCAGGAAGAAAUGUAUAGUUACUUUACCGCGCAACACAGUGUGCUCUAACAUGAAUAUGGAAAUUGAAUAUAAUAUACAACUUACGUUCUGGCUUUAUCUUGUCAUUAGAGUAUUCAUAGGUAUUAUUGGUGGUACAACUUUUGCUAUGUUCGAAGGUGCCGUUAUAGCAGUAUUGCGAGAACAAAAUGCAGAUUACGGCCUUCAAAGAAUUUAUGGCAGUAUAGGAGGCAUGAUUUCUUCUCCCUUAUCAGGUCUUCUUAUAGAUUAUGCUAGCAGAGGUAAAGGAUAUACAGACUUUAGGCCAGCAUUUUACUUAUAUGCGGCAUUGAAACUUGCAUCCGGUUUUCUUAUGUUGCUGAUCAACUUAGAAUUUAAGGUACCCGCUACAAACGUCGUACGUGAUGUUUUCACUGUUUUGAGAAAUAUCGAAACUGCCGCACUUUUCCUUGCUUGCUUUGUCCUCGGUACCGCGUGGGGAUACAUCGAAUCGUUUCUCUUUUGGUUGAUCCAAGAUUUGGGAGGAUCCAGAUCACUUAUGGGUAUCACAGUGACAGUAGGUGGUAUCGCCGGCAUACCAUUGUUGGCACUUUCGGGACCGAUAAUAUCAAAGAUUGGCCACGCGAAUGUGCUUUUCAUAGGCUUUGUGUUUUAUGCCGUUAGGCUUUGCGGUUAUUCUUUGAUUUACGAUCCUUGGCUUACUUUGAUUUUCGAGGCAUUAGAAUCGGUUACAUCAUCCCUCAGUUUCACCGCAGCCGUCACUUAUGCGGCAAAAUUAUCAAGUACGUCUACCGACAGCUCGAUACAAGGACUUCUUGGCGGUGUUUAUUACGGAGUUGGCAAAGGCUCUGGGAGUUUGAUCGGUGGUUACCUGAUGAAAGCUUUUGGAACUAGACCAACUUAUCAGAUAUUCGCUGUGGUAACUCUAGUGACCGGCUUAAUAUAUAUUUUAUUCAAUAUGAUUUAUUUAAAGAAGCGCUCUCAGCUCAAAGGCAAUGAUAUCGUGAAGCAGAAACCAGAAAAUAUUAAUGAACAAAAUAGUCCCGAAAAAUAUACAAACUUCGAUAUUAGCUUCGAUGAAAAAUCACAAAGUGAAAGAAUUAAGAAUAAUCCGAUGAAAAAUGACAAUAUGAAUAAUGAAAAAGUUCUCAAAGAAGAAUCACGAAAUAACAAAAGGGCGAAUGAACUGAGUCUUCAGAUAGAUGAUAUCCGAAACGCUAAAAAUGUUGAGGAAAUUAAACAAAAUCCAAUUAGAAAACACGAGGACAAAUCAGCAAAGAAUAAUAAGAAACAAACGAAAAUUGAAAAAAAUGAUAUGCAAGAAAGUAGCUUUAUUAAUCCAAGUUUUGAGACUGAUAAUCUAGAUCAGCCUACAAUUACGGUAGAAAACGAGCGGAGAAUAUCGCAAAACGACAAACAUAUCAAUUGAAUGGAUUCCUAAUUUAGUGGUAAUAAAUUGAGAUACAUAAAUUAGUUUAGAAUAUAAAAUUUUAGUUGUUUGAAAAACAGAGACAAAUAUUUUAUUGCUGUCUAUGAUAUUAAGCGCUUACAGGAAAGAAUUUAAAAUGUAUAUAUUGAGAAAGUAAAAUGCAUCAAUUUUAAAAAGUA